AUGGAGAUCACCGGCAGAAAUCAGGACGCGACUUGGUCAGACAGCGACCACACAAACUCAAUCUCUCCCAGCGACACCGCUUCAUUUGAAGAUGCCGAAGCUCAGGCUCCCCCUCCUCUGGAGAAUGAGAAAUACUACGAGGCUGAACAUCCUGGCGGUGUCGAAGAUCCUAACGAUUACUAUCCCAGCGGCUUCCAUCCCGUGCUUCUGGUCCGAGUCCACGUAGUUGACGAGCAGGGGGAACGGGACUUUGAACUCGAACCGAACGUCCCUCCUUAUCUCAUCCAAACGGCCAACUUCGACCUUUCUUCCGGCGCCUGUUCUUACAAUAUCGCGGUUAUUGACUUUAGCAUGGCCUACUUCCUCGACAAUCCACCCACCAUCUGCGCCAUCCCAUUCGAGCUGUCCUACCUCGAAGGGAUUUUUACCAACGGGCGAUUAGGUUGGCCGGCAGACAUUUGGUCACUCGCCUGCACUAUUCUUUGGACCGUGGCGGGAAGUUACCCAUUCGGCGAUGAAGACUCGGAGUCCACACCAUGGCUUGUCGUGGAGGAAGUGGAAAGGCUUAUGAGACCAAUGCCACUGCGCUAUCGUCCCCUGCUCACCAGCUGUGUUAGCGCCGGCAGAGAACUGAGCGAGCGACAGAUGAAUGACCCGUCCAAAUACGCGACUUCCAAUCGUCGGGAAUCUCACGCCUCCACAUACCAUGGCGAUCCCGACGUGAUCAGAAACAGAAUUUUUGUCAAACAUGUGCUUUCCUGGACAUCGGAGGAGUAUGAGGAGCUCGCCAAACAUGACGAGAUCUGGAGGAAAACAGGACGUCUUCCCAAGUACAUCAAGGCAGCGGGGACUGGAGGUGAAACAAUCUGGCGCCCAAGCCUACUACAUGAUCGCGAGGAUGGCGAGGCUCUGUCGGACCUGUUGCUAUCCAUCUUCAAAUGGGAACCAACUGAGCGUGCGACUACCAAAACCCUGCUGGCACAUCCCUGGUUUAAGGACCACCGCUCUCGUGGUUCUGACAGCCAGUCAGCAUCCCAGCAAGGAUGGAAAUAUCUGGCUAGGGGAAAAGGGUUGAUGUGGAUCUUGGGUGGUUUGCUUGUUGGGGUGGUAUCCUUUCGACUUCGCAAGAGAGUUUUGGGCAACUAG
Messenger RNA from Podospora pseudocomata, 1146 nucleotides. RefSeq lists its product as uncharacterized. Gene Ontology annotation, molecular function: protein kinase activity; ATP binding. Gene Ontology annotation, biological process: protein phosphorylation. The transcript is spliced from 2 exons. The record is from RefSeq and is a predicted model, not a curated record. The coding region runs from base 1 to 1146 and encodes 381 amino acids. NCBI's taxonomy places the organism in Eukaryota, Fungi, Ascomycota, Sordariomycetes, Sordariales, Podosporaceae.